This is a messenger RNA of Chaetomium fimeti, 4612 nucleotides long. RefSeq lists its product as uncharacterized. The transcript has 12 exons. The record is from RefSeq and is a predicted model, not a curated record. Gene Ontology annotation, biological process: arachidonate metabolic process. Gene Ontology annotation, cellular component: membrane. Lineage: Eukaryota; Fungi; Ascomycota; Sordariomycetes; Sordariales; Chaetomiaceae. Bases 1 to 4359 code for a protein of 1452 amino acids.
AUGGGCAGCGGGGGAUUCUCCCAGCUGUCCUCCGCGAAGCCCCGGGGCUUCAUCCCGAAAGUCAGAUCAAGACGUGAACGAUGGUCCACCAAACUAGCUCUAGAGUCGACUUCAACUUCGCCGGGUCCGGACUUCCAGAAGGAAUGCGAUAGCUUACCUUCUAAGCCGCUUCAUGACGUGGGAGCCCCUUCGCCUCCCCACGUGUCCGUCAUAGCAUCGGAAGACGGCAAGGCGGAUCCUCCCCCGCAGAAUGCAUCGACUGCAUCGCGGUCUACCUCCGACUUAGCUCAGGAGGGGCUUGGGUCGGAUAUAGAACUUUGGUCCGAUGCUCACGAGGUGACCCCUAUUUCCAACCCAACUACCAACGUGGCCUCCGGUUCCGACUUGUCUGCAGCUAGGCCGUCCGAGGCGGAACCGAACAGUGACAGUGACGCUAGCCCCCCCCCGGAAUGCCUGGAUUGCCAGCGUCAUGACGUGGACGUUUGGUAUUGCCAUGGAUGCAAAUCUUACUAUUGCGACGAUUGUUGGGAGAAGCAAACCCUCCAUUUCAGGAAGCGUAACCCAAGCGAACACGUCAAAGUAGACCCCGAACUAGAGGCUAAGAUUCGCGACGUCUUGGAGCCAAGCGGCGAUCAACGAGAGCUCCACCGGGAUGACGAGAAAUCGUCAUGGUUUGGCGUUCACCGGUUCCUAACCCCAGGAAAGGUACCUGCUCUUUUGGACUACGGCCGACUUGGGGACUUGAUCAGGCUCAACGCUCCAGAGGAUUGCAACGAAUACACAUGCAAGCGCGACGACAGAACUCCGAGCCUGGUAUCUUUUGUCGGCGAGACAGGGGCUGGAAAGAGCACGCUGAUCAGGUUUCUGAUCAUUUUCGGCAUCGCCCGCGGCGAGUCGCGCUCUGUCGAGGCACCCGUACCAGGCAAAAUGGACAGCGUAACGCCGACGUCCGAGGACGUCCACCUUUACGAGGACACACACAUGGCCAAAAGCGAGACGCCCAUUCUUUUUGCCGACUGCGAAGGCUUCGAGGGCGGCGUGCCACAAGCCACCCAAUCCAGGAUCGAGCGAUGGCGAACGUGGGGAGGUAGAGCCGCCAAGACCAUGUUCUCUGACGAGACGCCUUCCUCACGAGUUGUCUCGGAACGGCAACUGAUGUGGCUAAAGAAGCGCGAGACCGACGGCCCCAAGAUGGAGUUCAACGGCAAAGAAGUGAACUCGAGCCGCAAGUUCAUUGCCAAGGAGCUCUACCCAAGGCUCUUGUAUCCCUUCUCUGAUGCCAUCGUCUAUGUUCUCGGGGGUUCGACACACAGAACCUUCGAGAAAGCCCUCGAAGCCCUUAUCGAAUGGGCCGAUGCGGCCAUCUGCACAUCGUCAAACCAGACCCUGCUGCCUCAUGCCAUCCUCGUCCUCAACUCCUCCGAGGAUAUUGAGUCUCAGAUCUGGGAUGUUUCCGCCAACACGGAAAAGGUUUUUCGCGAGCUGGGUCGGCUCGACGGAAAGGCCCUUGCCAAAUAUGCCGACGCCUGGCGUCAGCGUGGGGAGGAGAAGCGUAUCGAAACUGUCAAGGACCUCGCUCUCUGUUACUACAGCUCCGUCCAGAUUAUACGAAUGCCGGGAAAUGCGAAACCGAUUCUCACUCAGACACAAGUCACCCAGCUGCGCUCUUCUAUUCUGAACGUCUGCGAGAAAGCUCGACAAGCCAGAAGGCAGGUUGGGAUGCUACUUGACGUUGAGGAGCUCCAGACAUAUUUUCAUGAUGCCUUCUCUCACUACGCCAGCGAUCUCUCUACGCCUUUCGAUUUCGUCCAAGCUUCCUUUAGGAACUCACCAAUCCCUGCUGGCUUCGGCGGUAGCGUUCAAAGGCUGGCCGUUAAUGUUCUAAAUUUUAAAAGGGAGAGGAGUACGGAGCGCGACAAAACUCCAGAAGCCGCAUUAUACGAAAUCAGCUACACGGUGGCUUCAUCCAUCAUGCUCGCCUCGGCUCGCAGUCGUCACAAGGGUGAUGCUGGCGAGUUAUUGGCAAGCUACGCCAAGUAUCUUGAUGUGGCCGUCCAGAUGGUCUUGGAUAAGCACUGGCCCUGCGAUUUUGAGUCGCCAAAAGGACGCUGUGUGAACACUAGGUUCGGACAUGCCAAGGGGCAUCAGUCGAAAGACGGUCGAGUUCUGGGUCUCGGUGACUACGAGACCAGCGUUGACGGGAAAGCCUUGAAGAAGGAUUUCAAGAGGGGUGUGCGCGCGCUUCUAUCACAGUUCCGCGUGCUCCUAAAUAACGAGGCGACUGCGCAUUUCCGGACCAGUCAAGGCACAAUUGCAAAUCCUCAAGGCCAUCUCGCGCUGGACCGGAGCAUCGCGGCGCGUAUCCACAAGAAGAGGAUCAUACCCAACUUCCUUACCAAGAUCGGGGCCUCGAACAUGCAGCAAGGAGGGCUCUGCAUCUUCAGCAGCCAGAAGGCAUGCCUCUAUUGCCUUUCCGGGGCCGCCGAGUACCCGAUUCCUUGUGGCCAUAUCCUGUGCAAGGACUGCCUAGAAGAGUCCGGCCGGUGGGAAGACACGGCCGUCGAAGUCGCCAAAUGCCCCGUCGGAUGCCCCGGCGGCUGGGAUCGCUGCAUGCUCUAUCUGAAACCGCCCUCCACGGGGCCUCGUGUGCUGUCCCUGGACGGUUCUCGUAGGGGCGGCAUUCGAGGGAUAGCCGAACUAGAGGUCCUCCGGCAAAUCCAAAAGUCACUCGGCGGCGAGAUUCCUAUCCGAUCUUUCUUCGAUCUCAUUGUCGGCACUAGUACGGGAGGCCUCAUCGCGCUCGGGCUGAGCUGCAUGGACUACACUGUCGAUGAAUGCAUCAAAAUGUUCGAGCAGCUCUGCGACGAGGCCUUCACCAAGGCACACUUGACCGGGCACAGUGGACCCCUGUCGGUCUUCGACAUGAUUCGGUCAUCUAGGUAUAAGACGAAGCCGCUGAAAACGGCACUUCAGCAGGCCUUCCCCAAAGACCUCUACCUGUUUGGUGGUAGCGCUACGAAAGCCGCCCCGAGUCGUCGCUGCGGGUCUCCCAUAAAGGUGGCCGUGACGGCCACUGAAGACGGAGACCGUAGUGGCACAACCAUAUUAUCGAAUUAUAAUCCCCCAGUCUUGAACGAUUCCAACAAGUUUGCCGGUUACUACUUCCAACGACCCGAAGGAAUCUCGGAAGAAGUCCAAGUCUGGGAGGCGGCGCGGGCGACAUCAGCGGCUCCUGGAUACUUCAAACCCUUUCGCCACGAAGCAUCUCGAAAAGUGUACCUUGAUGGUGCAAUCUUCCACAACAAUCCGAUCAGGAUUGCCGAUCGAGAGCUGCGGCUGCUAUGGCCCAAAUCCGAGGUGCCCGACAUUAUCCUUUCGCUCGGCACCGGAAUCGACGAAGACGACUUGGAGCGAAGGGACAAGGACGACGUGGAGCCGAGGAUUGGGAGCGCCCCCAGUAGUCUCGCCAAAAGCGCUUAUGUUGCCUGGGCGAUGAGGCCAUUCAACAACUUGAAACAGAGGUUCGACCUGCUCACUGCAAAUAUGCAGAAGACGUUGAAUUGUGAACAGAGCUGGACCGACUUUUUUGCAAGCUCCGUCAAGGAACACGACCGUUUCAAGUAUGUUCGACUGAAUCCUCGGCUCGCGGGUCCGCUGCCAGAACUCGAUGACAAGAAGAAAAUGAAGGAUUAUCGUGAGGAUGUGGAGGAUUGGGCGGCGAAGACGGCACGCAGUGACAUCGAGCGAGUUGCCCGCCAGUUGGUUGCGGCAUCAUUUUACUUUGAGACCACAAAACCGGGUAACCAUCUGGCUAACGAGAAAGUACACAUCGAAGGGGUGGUUCUCUCUCAGAUAACGUUCCCAGAAGACAUCGGAAAGCUGGGAAUGCACCUGAAAAAGGUCACGGAAGAGCUCAGGAUGUCGUCGAAAGGAGAAUCGCUUUCAUUCGUCACCGAAUUCGACAGUAUCUCCGAGACAGGCAAAGGGGAGGAGACGGCGUCCUCGGAAGAAAUCACAACAAAAGAUUUGGAGCGGAUGAUCAGCACCGAGACUCAAAGGUUCGAAAAGGUUCUCUCUUUUGACGUUAAACAACAGACCCAGAUGCGCAUCUACCUGGAGUUCGGUUCCAAGCAGGAAAGGCAUCUCAUCAGCGGAUUUCCUCGGUUGCCCAGCCAACUCGGUCGCCGGAGAGCCUCCAUCCACCCCUUGCCCGUGUCAAAUACGCCAUCUCGCAGAAGAAGCGACCUCUCUCUGCCCAAGAGCAAGAGCUCGAUCGACUGGGAAUACCCGGAGCUUGAGCGGUACCCCGAGUUGGAGUACCGAGACCUCGACCGCUCCCCGCCGGUCUCGCCGGUGUAAUUAGAGUUUGGUGGGUGCGACACUGUACGCUCGGGGGUCAUGAGCGUUUGGACAUUUGCUGAGGAUAUGGGAUGUGAUUCUAGGGGACCUGGGUGCGCAAGAAUACUUUCUGUGAGAGGGGGUGUAGGGUCUUAGAGUGAAGAACAACAUUGAAGGUUUCCUACCACAUCCAAACGUCCAACUAACAAACAUGCAUGGAUGUUACUAGAUGGUCACACAACGAGCAUUCGAAAACGCGGCCUUCUACAUUCUG